GUUUGUCUUGGGGACACAUUUUGCACUUCAUAGUUAAUUAAAUAUCAACAGAUCCUAAGAUGGAGGUCACCGAGGAGUGGAUUUUGUGAGAAGCUGUUUAACCCAUGUAAUGUGCCGUAAUGGUUGAUACAGCCAGGCGAGAUAAGUGUGCUAGUGUUGCAGGAUUUUGUACUUACUACUUGAUAUGAAUACGUGAUAUCUGGGAUAUUUUGUGUGUUAUUUCAGGGAGAUAUCUUGGUCGAAAUCGGAAUGAGUCGCGAACAAGAUUGUGUUGACCGUCGCGAUGGUCGCAAUCACAAUAAUGGAUCUCAGGCCAGCUGCCCAGUGGCAAUACCCGGGAGCUCGGGCGGGGUAAGCAGUGAGGUGUCCGGUCAUGCAAGAAUGGUGCUGCGAGAAAUGCACAGCCUACAGCAACAGGGAGAUUUAUGUGAUGUUGUUCUUAGAGUAGAUGGCCAUAAAGUAAAAGCCCACAGAGCAGUGCUCUCUGGGUGUAGCCCCUAUUUUAAGGCCAUGUUCACUGGAAAUUUGUGUGAAAGUGAGAAAGAAGAAAUUGAUCUGAAAUCAGUCGAUAAGACAGCAAUCAACACUCUUGUAGACUUUGCCUACACAGGAAAAAUAGCAGUUACCCAUGUCAAUGUCCAAUCUCUCUUGCCAGCAGCUAAUCUUUUUCAAAUGCAUUCUGUAAAAAAGCUAUGCUGCGAGUUCUUACAAUCUCAACUCCAUGCCACAAAUUGCCUUGGGAUCACUCAUUUUGCCGAAGUCCAUGCUUGUAAGGAACUUCAGGCAUAUGGUGAUAAAUUCAUUGCUGCUCAUUUUCAAGAACUCAGCCAGAGCGAAGAAUUUUGCCAUCUUGUCUUUGAAGAGUUGACUAGAAUCCUGUCAAGAGAUGACCUCAAUAUUUCGUCUGAAGAAGUGGUCUUUGAUGCUCUUGAUAUCUGGUUGAAUUACGAUCCUAACAGACGACAGUGCUAUCUUGGAAGAGCUCUUCAGUGUAUACGGCUGCCUCAGCUCACACAUAAGACUUUAACAAAGUUAUACAGCACCCACCCCUUUAUCAAGGAGAAUGCUCUCUGCCAAGAACAGGUGAACAAAGCACUGCAAUACCAUCUCAACACAGAGGAUCGGCUUACACUGGCCAAAAACAUGAAAGACAAAUUAAAGAAGAGAGGAGAGUUAGAGAUGUUUUGUGCUGUUGGAGGAAAGAAUGGCUUGUUUGCAACUCUUGACAGUGUUGAAGUCUACCGAGCAGAGACAGAUAGCUGGAGUGAAGUAGCCUCCUUGAACUGCAGGCUUCAGGAAUGCGCUGCCGCAGUUGUUGACCAGAACCUGUACGUCAUCGGAGGAGUGCGAUGCCAACUCAGAAACGGCACCUCCUAUCGUUGCUAUGACAAUGGUGUUGAAAGAUGGCAUCCAGACACUAACACUUGGAGUACAGCGGCCAGCAUGCACAUGUGUCGGAGCAAUCAUGGUGUUGCAGUGCUUAAUGGGAAAAUCUACGCUCUCGGAGGAUAUAAUGGAGAGUCUUACAUGAAGAAUGUAGAAGUGUACUGUCCAAAGAACAACCAGUGGAAAAUGGCCACACCAAUGCUUGAACGCAGGAGUAUCUUCACCACAGCUGUAGUUGAUGGAAAGAUCUAUGCCAUUGGUGGCUAUGGACCUAACUAUCUUAACAGUAUGGAAAGAUAUGAUCCAGACAAGGACUUCUGGGAAAAGGUAGCACCACUCACCGAUCGAAGGAUUAACUUUGGGGUAGCUGUACUUCAUGGGUUCAUCUAUGUUGUUGGAGGACACAAUGGGGAGCAGUAUCUAGACAGCGUAGAACGUUAUGACCCGCAUCAGGAUAAUUGGAAAACAGUGGCUUCAAUGGGCAUGCCAAGAACAGGUCUUGGAGUGACUGUUAUGGGUGGACAUAUCUAUGCAGCUGGUGGUCAUUCUGGGGCAGCCUAUCUUGACCGGGUGGAGAAGUAUGACCCAUUCACAGACACCUGGACAUUGGCCAAGACCAUGCUGAAUUGCAGGUGUAAUUUUGCCUUUGCUGCCUUGUAAGCCAAGUAUCAUAUAAACCCAUAUCCUGUGCUCUCUCUGGGUACCAAUUCAAGAAAUUUGUCGGCAAUGGCAAGUUGAAGUUGUCAUUAUCGGACGUGGGAACACAGACUUUUUUUCCCAAUCAAUCCAAACCAUGGAUUUCAGGACUGAAAAUUUAGUCAAUAAUGACAUUUUCAUGAAUGAUUCCUCAAUCUGCCAACUAUUUCAAAAUAUGAUAAAUUGAUAAACCUUUUUCUUCAGUAUGAUAUUAAAAGGGGAAAAUGGCCAUUGAAUUUUUUCAGUCUGAUUGCAGAUUUAUAGGAAGAAGUUUCAUUCUCAAAUGAUACAAUUAAUCGGUCACUGGAGAAAUGGUAAUUGAAGAAGCCCCCCCCCCCCCUUUUUUUAGAACAUGUCAUAAAGAGUCCUAAGGGUGCAAGAAUUAAUUGUCAAAAGCUCAUUUUGGGUACAGAAAUAUUAUGACAAGGAUGUCGAGUUUGUAAAAUAAUGGAAUUAAGGUUUCAUACUGAUAAAAGUAAGUUGGUAAAAGAAAUCAGUAUUACUGCAGAUAAAUAUUUGUGUUCACAUUAUACAUUGUUUUUUGUACUCAUUAAAUGUGACAUUAGUCAUGUACAUGUAAUUGGGCAUUAAACCUAUUCCUUCACUAGGAUAUUAGACCUGCAAUCAGACCAUUUGUCAUAACACUAAUGCGGUAAUGGGCAUUAGACUAGUCCUCGAACAGGAUGUUGUUUGUAUCAUGGGGCCUUUGAUCUGAAAUUGGGCACUUUUCAUACAUAAAGUAAAUGAAGAAUUAAUUUUAAUCACUUAAUCAAAUAAUCAAAACAAUAAUCAUGGAUAGACAGCCCCUAUAUUAAACUUAUUAAUAUUAUUAUUUAUCUGGAUUUUAUUAACGUCGUGUAAUUUGUCUAGAUCUGUUUUAGAUGAGGAUUAUGAACAGGAUGUGGGUUUGCUUACAUGUGUGUAAUUUUGAUUACCUCGACAGCAAUAUCAAUCAUAUGACUGUGCAUAUAUACAUUUAUUAUCUCACAUAUUUAACUGUUUAUUAUCCAUAUAAAGUUGACUGUAUGAAUCAAUGAAAAUGAUGCAAUAGUUAUUAACAGGUGAUAAAGGGACCAGAGGUGAUAUUGUUACCAAGUGUUAU
This is a messenger RNA of Lytechinus pictus (painted urchin), 3184 nucleotides long. Its product is annotated as kelch-like protein 28. Gene Ontology annotation, molecular function: protein binding. Bases 250 to 2046 code for a protein of 598 amino acids. The transcript is spliced from 5 exons. Lineage: Eukaryota; Metazoa; Echinodermata; Echinoidea; Temnopleuroida; Toxopneustidae. The record is from RefSeq and is a predicted model, not a curated record.